AUGCGUAUUUUCUCCCUCGCGAUUUUCGCCACUGCUGUGGCGGUGGCCGCCGCCGCCGGUCCUGUUCAGCUUGAGAAACGCCAGCUCUCUGAAUGUGUACUCAAAUGCAUGGAUGACCUUGGCAUCUAUGAUGGCCAUGCCAUCUCUCUAUGCCGACAGACGUGUGGCGAGCGUCCAUAG
This is a messenger RNA of Colletotrichum graminicola M1.001, 180 nucleotides long. RefSeq lists its product as uncharacterized. The transcript is spliced from 2 exons. NCBI's taxonomy places the organism in Eukaryota, Fungi, Ascomycota, Sordariomycetes, Glomerellales, Glomerellaceae. Bases 1 to 180 code for a protein of 59 amino acids. The record is from RefSeq and is a predicted model, not a curated record.